Molecule: messenger RNA, 475 nt
Organism: Symbiodinium natans
Lineage: Eukaryota; Dinophyceae; Suessiales; Symbiodiniaceae
Source: the annotation of a GenBank genome assembly
AUGGCUGAACUGUGUGCUGACAACGGUCCCGCUCGGCUGGGCGACGCCGACAAGGUGAAAGCACUUGUCGCAGCGCGAGCCGACUUGGCAGCCACCGAGCCUUUGGAGGGGCGCGCAGCCGUGCACCAGGCAGCCAUCGGAGGUCAUGCAGAAGUCCUUCGCAUCCUGGCCCGUGCCCGCGCUGACCUAGGAGCCCGGGAUGUGCGGCGCCUUUGCGCCGUGCACCUGGCAGCCGACGCCGGCCAGGUCGACGUGCUCCGCUUCCUCCGCAGCGCCGACCCACACCUGCUGGACGCACCUGACGGCGCGGGGAAGAGCGCAGUGCACCGAGCAGCGCAGAGAGGCCGCAUCGACGUCCUCGAAACCUUGGAGGAGCUGGGCGUCGACCUCUUUGCCGAAGCCCCGAGCGGCAAGACGGCCGCGCACUUUGCUGCUGAGGCUGGGCAAAGCAAGGUGCUGGAGUUCCUACCACCCA